CACACACAAAGCAGUUUUUUAUAGGCAGUGGGUGGCAGCUUAAAACAGAAAGUGAAACUUUACUUCUCGGCCAUUGAAGGAAGCAUGAUGAAGCUAAAAUGACUGAGGUUUAAGGGAAGAAGCCUCAGAAGUUGUUAUUAUAUCAUCAUUCACCAUCAUUCACUUACUCCAUUUUCUGUGUUUGGGCUAUGACCAAAUGAUUUCAGUGUUAGCUGUCAGCCUGUCAAAUAGGUUGGCAUUUUUUUAGUCAUUGACUGGACAUUUCUUUUGCAAUGGUCUCAGUGAGGCUGUUAGUGUUCAUGUUCCUCAGUGUGUCUCUUGCUGGGUCUCAGCCCUCCAAGAGUUCACAGCAGGUGUCAAGUCCUCCUCAUCCCUCUGGAGAACAGUCUCCUUUGGGAGAUGACAAUCUGUCCUUUCCUUGGAGCCGUCUUCGCCUACCAAGAUACAUCAUUCCUCUUCACUACCACCUCCUCCUACACCCCAACCUUACAACUCUCAGUUUCACUGGCACUGUUCAGAUCCAGAUUGAUGUUCAGAACAAUACAAACUGGGUUGUAUUACACAGCAAGGGUCUACAGAUCUCCAAAGCAACAAUUUUAGACCAGAACCUUGCUCAUCUGUCUGAUCAGAUUCUUCCAGUUCUUUACAACCCCUCCCAUGAGCAGAUAGGCAUUUUCUCUCCCAGGGUGCUCAGCAGUGGACAAAAGUAUUUCCUAUGUAUUGAAUUUGAGGCAGAGCUUGCAGAAGGUUUCUAUGGCUUCUAUAUAAGCACCUACAGAACCAGUAAAGGAGAAAUCAGAACCUUAGCGUCAACUCACUUUGAACCAACUAGUGCUAGAAUGGCAUUCCCAUGUUUUGAUGAGCCAAGCUUCAAAGCUAAUUUCUCAGUGCGAAUCAGAAGGAGUCCAGAGUUCAUUUCUCUUUCCAACAUGCCUGUAGUCAAGACAGUGGAAAUAAAUGAUGGGAUUCUUGAGGACCAGUUUGCUGCAAGUGUAAAAAUGAGCACAUACCUUGUAGCAUUUGUUAUUUGUGACUUCAAGUCUGUCACUGCAACAACAUCAUCUGGGGUGAAGGUUUCCAUCUAUGCUGCUCCUGAGAAGUGGCAGCAAACCCACUAUGCCUUGGAGGUUGCUGUCAAAAUGCUAGACUUCUAUGAAGAGUAUUUCAACAUCAACUAUCCUUUACCCAAACAAGAUCUCAUUGCCAUCCCAGACUUCCAGUCUGGUGCGAUGGAGAACUGGGGCCUGACAACCUACAGAGAAACCAGCCUUCUCUUUGACCCCCUCACAUCUUCUGUUUCUGAUAAACUCUGGGUUACCAUGGUGAUUGGCCAUGAACUUGCCCAUCAGUGGUUUGGUAACUUGGUGACGAUGGAGUGGUGGAAUGAUAUCUGGUUGAAUGAGGGAUUUGCCAGAUACAUGGAGUAUAUUUCAGUGGAAGCCACCUAUCCUGACCUCAAAGUGGAGGAGUAUCUUUUGCAUGCUUGCUUUGCAGCAGUUGGCCAUGAUUCAUUGAACUCUUCUCGACCAAUCUCCAGCCCUGCAGAGAACCCCACUCAAAUCAAAGAGAUGUUUGACACAGUGUCCUAUGAAAAAGGAGCUUGUGUCCUGCACAUGCUGCAACAUUUUCUGACAGAUGAGGUAUUUCAGAAUGGGAUAGUACGAUAUCUUCGCAAGUACAGCUAUGGAAAUGCUCAUAACCAGGACUUGUGGGACAGUCUGUCCAAUACAUGCUCAGAGGAGGAAUUCAUGUCUGGCAAACACUGUUACAGCAAAAGUCAGGCUUCUAAGAAUGCAUACCUUUUUGCAGGGGAACAUCUGGACCUGACUGCCAUGAUGAACACUUGGACUCUGCAGAAAGGCAUUCCUCUGGUAACAGUAAGCAGGAAGGGGCCUCGAAUGCUGCUUAGACAGGACAGAUUCUUGAGGACGGUUAUGCCAUCUGACCCUCUGUGGUCCACAUUGCAAAAGGGUUUCCUUUGGCAUAUCCCUUUGACAUACACGACCGAUGCGUCCAGUACCGUCCAUAGACACCUGAUGACAUCACCCACAGACAGUAUACACAUCGGAGAGGAAGUGAACUGGGUGAAGAUUAACUCUGAAAUGACAGGCUAUUAUGUGGUUCAUUAUGAGGAUGGUGGUUGGGAUGUGAUGACUAAACUGCUGAGGGAAAACUGCAGUGCUCUGAGCUACAAAGACAGGACUCACUUGAUACACAAUGCCUUUCAGCUCGUCACGGCAGGCCAUCUGCCACUCAACAAAGCCCUGGACCUGAUCGGUUAUCUUCAGCUGGAGAAACACACAGUCCCACUCCUCCAAGGACUUGGCUAUCUGGAGGCUUUUUACCACAUUAUUGAGAAAAGAGAUGAGAUCAGUUUAACACAAGACCUGGCCAGAUACAUCCUGCAAUUUUUCCAAACUGUCAUUGACCAGCAGACAUGGAGCGACAACGGCUCUGUGUCAGACAGGCGUCUGAGGUCAGAGGUCCUGUCCCUGGCUUGUCACCUGGAUUAUCCUCCCUGUCUGGAGCAAGCAAAUCUGCAUUUCAAAGACUGGCUUCAGUCCAAUGGAACACUCAUCCUGCCCACUGAUGUAGCAGAGACGGUGUAUUCAGUAGGAGCUCAAGAUGAGCAUGGCUGGGCCUCACUCUUAAACACAUACAAGAUUUCCCUAUCUGAAGCACAAAAAGACAAGAUCUUGUUUGCUCUGACCAGCAGCAGAGACACAGAAAAACUCAAAAGUCUGCUGGAGCUGGGUCUGGAGGGCAAGGUGAUCCGAUCACAGGACCUGUCUAGUCUCAUUCUGAUGGUGGCCAGGAACCCAAGGGGGCAUUACCUUGCCUGGAACUUUGUCCAAAAGAACUGGGACAAAUUGGUUCAAAAAUUCCAGUUGGGCUCGUUUUGUAUUAGAAACAUUAUCAUCGGGACCACAGGCCAGUUUUCAUCUCAAGAUGAUCUCACUCAAGUGCAGUCAUUUUUUGAGUCCAUCAAAGAACAGUCCUCUCAGCUGAGAGCUACACAGAUUGCCCUGGACAAUGUGCAAAAAAAUAUUCGGUGGGUUCAGAGGAACUUAGAAACUCUGAGAAACUGGCUGGAUGAGCAGAUGAGGUGAAAGACAGCAGAGAGAGGUGCUGACCAGCACAACCCCCAAACAAAACAAAACAAAGAACAAAAGAAAAAAAGAAACAAAAACAAAACAUUGAAUUGUUAUUUUGAUUUCUCCGUGUGAUUUCUUGUGAAGAUUUCAAUGCUUUAUAUUGCUGAAGAGUUAACAGCUGAAAUUUUGAAGAAGAUCUGUAAAUGACUAGAGAUGUAUUUGUUAAAGAAACAAAAAUCUAAUUGGUACCUGAUACUUGGUGGUGUGUACAGUCUAUGUGUGUACAUUGCAUAUUGUGUCUCUUGUGUGAGUGUGUGUGUGAGAAAGAGAGAGAGAGAGAGAGAGAGAGAGAGAGAGAGAGAGAGAGAGAGAGAGAGAGAGAGAGAGAGAGAGAGUGAGAGUGAAAGUGAUUUAGAUUCAUUCCAAAGUGACACACAAAGGCAGUGUUGAUGGACUCUUCACCAAAAAGACAAUAAAAGGGUUAAUUGUA
Melanotaenia boesemani (Boeseman's rainbowfish) is the source of this 3585-nucleotide messenger RNA. RefSeq names its product endoplasmic reticulum aminopeptidase 2 (gene erap2). The record is from RefSeq and is a predicted model, not a curated record. Gene Ontology annotation, cellular component: cytoplasm. The transcript is spliced from 21 exons. Gene Ontology annotation, molecular function: zinc ion binding; peptide binding; metalloaminopeptidase activity. The coding region runs from base 273 to 3110 and encodes 945 amino acids. NCBI's taxonomy places the organism in Eukaryota, Metazoa, Chordata, Actinopteri, Atheriniformes, Melanotaeniidae. Gene Ontology annotation, biological process: peptide catabolic process; proteolysis.